Musca vetustissima is the source of this 803-nucleotide messenger RNA. It is a transcript of the gene P32, whose product is annotated as complement component 1 Q subcomponent-binding protein, mitochondrial. The transcript has 4 exons. Lineage: Eukaryota; Metazoa; Arthropoda; Insecta; Diptera; Muscidae. The record is from RefSeq and is a predicted model, not a curated record. Gene Ontology annotation, biological process: cytosolic ribosome assembly. The coding region runs from base 4 to 798 and encodes 264 amino acids. Gene Ontology annotation, cellular component: mitochondrial matrix.
AACAUGAACAAUUUGACUAAAGCUGCAGUGCGUCUUGUUAGCACAACAUCGUUGAGGAAUGCUUUCGGUGGCAAGCGCGACUUCACACGAACUCUUUGGCACAUGUCAAAGAAUGUAGAUACAGGCAGCCAUGUUUCUGGUGGAAUAUUAAAGGCCAAACCCAGUGUUAGCUGCAGUUGCGGUUGUGGUGGAUCCAAGCACAUGCACACCAAAGGAGAGCGGGAAUUGGUUGAAUUUCUGACUGAAGAGAUUUUGGCUGAACGCAAAGCUCAAAAAAUCAAAACAGUUCCUACAACCCUGGAAGGUUUCGCCGUUAAAUUAGAUGGUGCUGAAGUUGAACUUACCAAACAGGGAGACAAGGAGAAGAUUGUUAUUAACUUUAACGUUAAUCACACAGUCGAUACUGAAGAGGAGCCAGAAAUUAAUCCCUCUGCUGAUAAGCCAGACUUGGGAGAAAUGCGUAGCAAACCACAAUUUGAAGUGGAUAUUGUGAGAGGCAAUUCAACCUUGUCGUUCACAUGCUCCUUUUUGGAAGGCACCCCAGAAGAAGGAGAGUACAAUGACAUAUUCGGCAUCGACGAGAUGACUAUCUACCAAGGAGAAUGGAAUGAAAAGGUUUACGCUGUUGCUGGAGAUGUUUUGGAUGGCUACCUUUACGAUUUGCUUAUGAAUUUGUUGGAAGAGAAAGGUGUCAGCAAUGAAUUUGUAGAGAAAAUGUCGGAUCUUGCCACAGCCUAUGAACACUCCUUAUAUAUUGGUCUGUUGGAAAAUGUUUCAAAAUUCACAACUGGAAAGUAAAUAUC